This is a messenger RNA of Macrosiphum euphorbiae (potato aphid), 1146 nucleotides long. The record is from the annotation of a GenBank genome assembly. NCBI's taxonomy places the organism in Eukaryota, Metazoa, Arthropoda, Insecta, Hemiptera, Aphididae.
AUGUCUUCCCAAGUAGAUUACCAAUGGGCAUAUACAAUAAUGGAUUCAUCUCGGGUCUCCACAUUUUUGAUAUCUAUUCUGUUAAUUGUUUAUGGCAGUUUCAGAUCUUUAAAUAUGGAACAGGAAGCCAGAGAAAGAGAAAAAGAAAAAUCUAAGAACUCCAACGGAAGCUCUGUGUGCUUAACAGAUAUUAAUGUUCAAACACUGGAUACUAUGCAAGCUUUGUGUUUGCCUCUUGGAGCUUCAAUAUCACUGUUAGUCAUGUUUUUCUUCUUUGAUUCUAUGCAAAUGUUAUUUGCUAUAUGCACUGCAAUUAUUGCUACUGUUGCAUUGGCAUUUCUUCUGCUGCCCAUGUGUCAGUACAUCAUUAAUCCUUGCUCGGAUGGAAACAAGAUCUCUUUCGGUAUAUGUGGUCGUUUUACUAUGGCUGAGUUGCUGUCUUUUUCAAUGGCAUUGUUUAUAGUUUGUAUCUGGGUACUGACUGGACAUUGGCUGCUAAUGGACGCAAUGGGAAUGGGACUCUGUGUAGCAUUUAUUGCCUUUGUCCGACUUCCUAGUCUUAAAGUGUCCACUCUUCUGUUGACUGGUCUUUUGAUCUAUGAUGUUUUCUGGGUGUUUUUCUCGUCAUACAUAUUUAACACCAACGUUAUGGUCAAAGUGGCAACAAGGUCAGCAGAAAAUCCUGUCGGAGUAGUGGCUCGAAAGUUACACAUUGGCGGAGUUGCCAAAGAAGCACCAAGGUUAUCUCUUCCUGGAAAAUUAGUGUUUCCCAGUAUUCAUAAUGGGCGAUUUUCAAUGCUUGGGCUCGGGGAUAUAGUUAUGCCGGGUCUAUUACUGUGUUUCGUGAUGCGGUAUGAUGCAUAUAAGAAAUCUCAGCUUCUACAUUUCGGAGAAACUGGCGUUCCACCUCCAAGACAUCUUGGCAGAAUAAGUUACUUCCACUGUUCGCUAAUCGGAUACUUUCUGGGCCUAGUUACCGCUACAGUGUCUUCGGAAAUUUUUAAAGCAGCUCAGCCAGCACUACUCUAUCUAGUUCCAUUUACACUGUUGCCUCUUCUGACCAUGGCUUAUUUAAAGGGUGAUUUAAGAAGAAUGUGGAGUGAACCAUUUAUAAUACAACAGCCUUCCAAACAUAUGGACGUAUAG